Telopea speciosissima is the source of this 1685-nucleotide messenger RNA. RefSeq names its product protein phosphatase 1 regulatory subunit SDS22. The record is from RefSeq and is a predicted model, not a curated record. Bases 46 to 1395 code for a protein of 449 amino acids. Gene Ontology annotation, molecular function: protein binding. Lineage: Eukaryota; Viridiplantae; Streptophyta; Magnoliopsida; Proteales; Proteaceae. The transcript has 11 exons.
UUGGUCAAACAAGGGUUCUAAAGGAAAGGCGAAGUCGAGGAAACCAUGAAUCGUUUAACCACCAAGCAGAUCUUACAGGAGAAGCAGAGCGGCGACCCUAACUCUGUUGCUGUUCUUCUCCUUCAUCACAAAGCUCUCUCUGAUGUUUCUUGUUUGAACGACUUCAAGAGCUUGGAGAGACUCGACUUAGGUUUCAAUAAUCUUUCAUCUCUUGAGGGUUUAAGGUCGUGCGUCAAUUUAAAGUGGCUGUCAGUCUUACAGAACAAGCUCCAAAGCUUGAAAGGAAUUGAAGGCCUUUCUAAGCUUAUGGUCUUAAAUGCUGGCAAGAAUAAGUUGAAAGCAAUGGAUGAGGUCAGGUCUCUCAUCAGCUUACGAGCCCUGAUUCUGAAUGAUAAUGACAUAGCUUCCAUUUGCAAGCUUGAUGGACUAAAGGACUUGAACACUCUUGUUCUUUCUAGAAAUCCAAUUUGUGAAAUUGGUAACUCCUUGGUCAAUCUGAAAUCAAUCACAAAGCUGUCACUCUCCAAUUGCCAACUUCAAACCGUUGGGUCUUCCCUAAAUUCAUGUGUGGAUUUGAGAGAGGUCCGACUUGCUCACAAUGGAAUCACGACUCUCCCAGCUGCUAUGGCUCAUAACAUAAAGAUCCGAAACCUUGAUUUGGGGAACAAUUCGAUUAUCAGCUGGUCAGACUUGCAGGUACUUUCUUCUUUAAGCAACCUGAAAAAUCUGAAUCUGCAAGGAAACCCAGUUGCAGAAAGGGAUAAGUUAGCAAAAAAGGUCAAAAAAUUAGUGCCAAACUUGCAGAUAUUCAAUGGCAGGCCUAUAGAAAGAAGCAAUAAAGCUCUCAAUCAAGAUCUUGAGGGUCAUAAAAUUCAUAGAUCUCAUAUUGAUAAUACUUCUGAUCUGGAAGACCUGAAGGCGGAGAAGAGAGAAAACCCUAGGGAAAAUAAGAACAUCGUCUCUGGCAGUAGCAAGGAUGACAUUACAUUUGAUAAUCAAGUAAAAAGAAAAUCAAAGAUAGAAAAGAAUAAAAUUGACAUGAUAGACGUGGGGAAAGUAGGAAAGCUGAAGAGGCUGACAACAAAGGAGGAGAAAAUUGUUUCAGGCAGUAGCAAGAGAAAAUCAAAAGCAGAAAAGAGUGAUCUUGAUGUGAUAGAUGAUGGUGAAACUCCAUUCAUGGAGCUUAUUGUCUCUGGUAGUGCUGAGAAUCUUAUGGAUGGUGAUGGCAAGAAAAAUAAAUACAUUCAAGAUGUCAAAUAUCUUGAUGGUUUAGCAAAAUUCCCUCCUAAGAGGAAGAAAUCAGGAAAGUGCCUAGGUGUGGGUCGUUCUGCAAUGCAAUUGUUGUCACCUGCCACUGAAGUUGGAAUGGGUGGGCCAUCAGCAUGGGAUGCAUAAUAUUGGAAGGAAUGUUACUUCUCUGAUGCUCUAGUGAUGCAGGCUUCUGGCGGCUAUCUCUCACAUAACCAGUCCCAAAAUUCUCAGUUUUGAAGUGUUGAACCUCUAUUACUCUUUUACUAAUCGAGCGCGAUAUGACAUGUUUCUCUAAAAACUUUGGUUUCUUUCUUUUUCCCCCUCUUAUCAGUUAUGGAAGACAAUAUUUCAGAAGGUAAUUCUGAAGAUGAGAAGUCACUAGUGCGACGAGUAUGUGGUCAAGGGCAAGAAAUUCCAUGAGAUGGGUUUCCUGC